This is a messenger RNA of Thermochaetoides thermophila DSM 1495, 2817 nucleotides long. RefSeq lists its product as uncharacterized. The coding region runs from base 1 to 2817 and encodes 938 amino acids. Gene Ontology annotation, cellular component: small-subunit processome; nucleolus. Gene Ontology annotation, biological process: rRNA processing. Lineage: Eukaryota; Fungi; Ascomycota; Sordariomycetes; Sordariales; Chaetomiaceae. The transcript has 3 exons. The record is from RefSeq and is a predicted model, not a curated record.
AUGCCCGGCCGCCAAGCCCACGGUCGCCCCCUCCUCCCCUCCCUGGGCUCUUCCUCCGGCGGCGGCAAGUCGAAGAAAAGCCGAUCCAAAGCCCGCCGCUCCGCCCAAUCCAAAGCUCUUGACGCCUUCGCCCUCGCAGCCGAGCAAGUCCCCGAGUCCCGCUCUAAGGGCGUGCGCCUUCGCGAUCUGGACGAACACCCCUCUACUUCGGCCUCAAGAAACAAGAGACAACAUGAAGAUGAUGAGGAGGAUGAUUUCGAUGGGUUUGACGAUGACGAGGGGAUGGGACGGAAAAAGAGGGCGAGGAGGGAUAGUGGCGGGGAUGAGGAUGGUGAUGAUGUGGAUGAAGAUAUGGAGGGGGGAGCUGAUGGGGAGGAUGAUAGUGAGGAGUGGCAUGUGGGAGUAACAGGAGCGGACGAAGACUCGGAGAUUGAUUCGGAUGAGGCGUUUGGGGAGAGUGAUGAGGAGAGGUUCGAGGGGUUUGUGUUUGGGGGAAGUAAGAGUCAUAAGAAGGGGACGAAAAAGAGGAGGAAUGGGAGUGAGGAUGAUGCAAUUGACCUUGCGACAGCGCUGGAUCAGUAUGAGUCUUCGGAAGAGGGCGAGGAAGGGGAAGAGUCUGAGUCAGAAGAGGAUGAUGAGGAGAGUGAAGAGGAGGACAGUGAUGAGGAAGACGACGAUCCCUCGAAGCUGGACGCUCUCCAGAGCAUGAUUGCAGGUUUCGCCGGCGAGGAUGAGGAGAGCGGCGGCGAAGGCGAAGCCAAGCCGUCAGGCAAGCAAAAGCUGAGCCUGAAGGACCUUGGCCUGGUUGGCGUCAAGGACCCCGACAUGAAGCGGUCGUUGAGACUCAUGAAGAAGGAGGAGAAGGCGACGAAGCCCGGGUCCAGCAAGAAGCUGGAGGUGCCCCUGGCCAAGCGCCAGCAGGACCGCCUGAUGCGCGAGGCCGCCUACAAGAAAACCAACGAGACUUUGGAUAGGUGGAUUGAGACGGUCAAGCACAACCGCCGCGCUGAGCACCUCGUUUUCCCCCUGGCGCAGAACGCUCACGACCGCGGUCUGGAUGCCAGCGAGCUGCAGCCCAUCACACAAAAGACGUCCGGCACCGAGCUGGAGCAGACCAUCCUGGCCAUCAUGGAGGAGAGCGGCCUCGGCCCAACCGCCAAACCCGAAAAGAAGGAGACCAGCGGCGAGGCGGGCAAGCAGGGAAUGAGCAAAGAAGAACAAAAAGAACUAAUCCGACAAAAGCGCCGCGAGCGUGAGUUGCACUCGCGCGAGAUGGCCCGCCUCAAGCGCAUCAAGAAGAUCAAGUCUAAGACGUGGCGGCGCAUCCAUCGCAAGGAGCUUCUUAAGAACGAAGAGGCCGCGUACCAGGCUGCUCUCGAAGCCGGCGAGCUUGACUCGGAGGAAGAGCGCGAGGCGCUCGAUCGGCGCCGUGCCCUCGAGCGCGUCGGUGCUAGGCACAAGGAGAGUAAGUGGGCCAAGCUGGGGAAGAAGGCUGGUCGCGCGGUGUGGGAUGAGGAUUUCCGUGCUGGGUUGGCGGAGAUGGCGAGGAGGAAGGACGAGCUGCGGAAGAGGAUCGAGGGGCUGAAGAACGGGUCGGAUGAUAGCAGUGAUGACUCGGACGGGGACGAGGAUGCGUCGGGGGAUGAAGCUGCUGAGCGAAGGAAGUUGCUUGCCGAGCUGGAGAAGGCGGCGGCGUACUCGGACGACGAUGAGCCGCACUCCAAGCUGUUCCAGCUCAAGUUUAUGCAGCGCGGCGAGGAGCUAAGGCGCAAGGAGAACGAGGAGCUUAUUGCGCAGAUUCGGCGGGAGCUAGACUCGGAUUAUGACGGGUCUGAGCCGGACGAGGUCGAGAUUGGCCGGAGGACGUUCGGCAUGGGGAAGAAGGAUAAGACCGAGCAGCAGCAGGCGCAGGAUCAGCUCGCCCGCAUGCAGGCUGCUGAGGCCAGGAAGGAGAAGGCUGCUGCCCGGGUUGCUGCCGCUGAGGAGACGGUUAAGCAGGAAGCUCGCGAGAAGGCUGAGAAAGACGAGGCUUCAGCGCCUAGCACGGCAGGAGCAUGGUCUCAGCCGAAGGUUGAAGCUGGUGCUUGGUCGAAGCCGGACGACGAGGGCAGCAGCAAGCCCCGGAAGGCGCCCAAGGGCCGGCCGGAGGAGAUUGAUGUUACCGACCUCGCGUUGGCGGGCAAGCCGGCGAAGGCGAAGGCCAACGGGCAGGCGAAGAGCCAGGUGCAGGGCAAGGCCCACGCCAGCAACGGCCAGUCCAGCAGCUCUCAGAAGGCCUCUACCUCUGUGGCGAUCACCGGCGCUGAGGAAGACGGCAACGACUCGGACGACUCGGACGCCGUGCACCUGCCCAUGGCGAUUCGCGACCGGGCACUCAUCGAGCGUGCUUUUGCCGGUGACGACGUGGCUGCCGAGUUUGAGAAGGAAAAGGCCGAGAUCGAGGCUGAUGACGAUGAGAAGGAGAUCGACAACACUCUGCCGGGCUGGGGCAGCUGGGUUGGCGAGGGCGUGAGCAACCGCGAAAAGAGAAGACAUCAAGGAAGAUUUGUGACGAAGGUUGAGGGUAUCAAGAAGGAGAAGAGGAAGGAUUAUAAGCUGAAGGAUGUUAUUAUUAAUGAGAAGAGGGUUAAGAAGAACGACAAGUACCUCGCCACCGGCCUGCCUCAUCCCUUCGAGUCCCAGCAGCAGUACGAGCGGUCGCUGCGCCUGCCUGUUGGACCGGAAUGGAUGACGAAGGAGACGUUCCAGGACGCGACGAAGCCGAGGGUUAUCAUCAAGCAGGGCAUUAUUGCGCCUAUGUCAAAGCCUAUGUACUAG